Messenger RNA from Octodon degus (degu), 4478 nucleotides. RefSeq names its product pyridoxal dependent decarboxylase domain containing 1 (gene Pdxdc1). Lineage: Eukaryota; Metazoa; Chordata; Mammalia; Rodentia; Octodontidae. Gene Ontology annotation, cellular component: intracellular membrane-bounded organelle. Gene Ontology annotation, molecular function: pyridoxal phosphate binding; carbon-carbon lyase activity. Bases 692 to 3055 code for a protein of 787 amino acids. The transcript is spliced from 23 exons. Gene Ontology annotation, biological process: carboxylic acid metabolic process. The record is from RefSeq and is a predicted model, not a curated record.
AACGCAUUGUAUCAUUAUCCCUCGUCUGACAAGCCAUCAUUGUGACAUGAAGGCGGAGGCUGGAUCAGCUGUCUCAAAACCUUUCUCAUCUAGAGUUCGCCUUGAAAUCCAAGACAAACACUGUCCAUUACCUUCCGAAACCGUAGCCACCUAAUCACCCUAGCCCCCAAACUGUGGAAUACCCCGGAUGCCGUCAAGCCUGCGCAAGCGCGCAGGCGCUCAAGCGCUCGUUCAACCCACCCCACUGAGGUAAAUGGCCUGUUCCAUUCUUCAGAGGUGCUGACAGUAGGAGGAACUGCAAGCUGGGGCCCCAAAGUGCAGAUGUAUCACUAGUGUUUCCAGCCUUUCACUCCAUGGAUGAUAAUUUGUGAGUUUUGUGUCAUUACGUCAGUGAUUUCGACAGGUGUCUUGAAAAAGUGAGUUUGGAACAGUUUCACCAUCUAUCUUUUCCCCCCUCACCGGGGCGCAUUAGGGCUGGCCCACUGAUGGCCAAGUACGGAAGCCUAGAGGUCCUCGUUCACUCAGAAGAGACCAACUUCGGCCCGCCUCGCCUAGCCGGUCCCGGCAGCUCCUCCUCCUCUCCGCCCGGCGGGCUGCGGGACGUCAGCGCUGCCAGCGUGGAAACAGCUGUCUGGCGCGGGAGGCGGAAGUAGCGCCGGGCCACCACCGGACGCCGCUGACCGCUUCAGCCAUGGAGGCGUCACUGGAGAAGAUAGCAGACCCUACAUUAGCUGAAAUGGGAAGAAACUUGAAGGAGGCAAUGAAGAUGCUGGAGGAUGGUCAGAGAAGAACAGAACAGGAAAAAGAAAAGACGCUUCUAUCAGAGGAUAUUCCAGGCCCACUGCAGGGCAGUGGACAAGAUAUGGUGAGCAUCCUACAGCUAGUUCAGAAUCUGAUGCACGGAGAGGACGAUGAGGAACUUCAGAGCACCCGAAUCCAGAAUAUUGGAGAACAAGGUCACAUAGCUUUAUUGGGACAUAGUCUGGCAGCUUAUAUUUCAACUCUGGACAAAGAGAGGCUGAGAAAACUUACAACUAGGAUACUUUCAGAUACCACCUUGUGGCUCUGCAGAAUUUUCAGGUAUGAAAAUGGCUGUGCUUAUUUCCAUGAAGAAGAAAGAGAAGGACUUGCCAAGAUCUGUAGGCUUGCCAUUCAUUCUCGAUAUGAAGACUUUGUAGUAGAUGGAUUCAACGUGUUAUAUAACAAAAAGCCUGUUAUAUACCUGAGUGCUGCUGCUAGACCUGGUCUGGGCCAGUACAUUUGUAAUCAGCUUGGUUUACCCUUUCCAUGUUUGUGUCGUGUGCCCUGUAACACUAUGUUUGGAUCUCAGCAUCAGAUGGAUGUUGCCUUCCUAGAGAAACUGAUUAAAGAUGAUAUAGAACGAGGAAGACUGCCCUUGUUGCUUGUUGCAAAUGCUGGAACUGCUGCAGUUGGGCACACAGACAAGAUUGGACGUUUGAAAGAGCUCUGUGAACAGUAUGGCAUAUGGCUUCACGUGGAUGGGGUGAAUCUGGCAACAUUGGUUCUAGGUUAUGUCUCCUCAUCAGUUCUGGCUGCAACUAAGUGUGACAGCAUGACACUGACUCCUGGCCCAUGGCUAGGUUUGCCUGCUGUUCCUGCAGUGACACUGUACAAACAUGACGAUCCAGCCUUGACAUUAGUUGCUGGUCUUACAUCAAAUAAGCCAGCAGACAAGCUCCGUGCCCUGCCUCUGUGGUUGUCUUUACAAUACUUGGGACUGGAUGGGAUUGUGGAGAAGAUAAAGCAUGCCUGUCAACUUAGUCAGCGGUUGCAGGAAAGUUUGAAGAAAGUGAACCACAUCAAAAUUUUGGUGGAAGAUGAGCUCAGUUCUCCAGUAGUGGUGUUCAGAUUUUGCCAGGAAUUACCAAACUCAGAUCCAGUCUUGAAAGCAGUACCAGUGCCCAACAUGGCACCCUCCACAGUCAGCUGGGAGAGACAUUCCUGUGAUGCUCUGAAUCGCUGGCUGGGAGUGCAGUUGAAACAGCUGGUGCCUGUGAGCGGCCUCACUGUCAUGGAUCUGGAGGUUGAGGGCAUGUGUGUGCGCUUCAGUCCUUUGAUGACAGCAGCAGUGUUAGGAACACGAGGAGAGGAUGUGGAUCAACUUGUAGCCUGCAUCCAAAGCAAACUGCCUGUGUUGACCUGUACACUGCAGCUGCGAGAAGAAUUCAAGCAGGAAGUAGAAGGGACUGCAGGUCUCCUAUAUGUUGAUGACCCCAACUGGCCUGGAAUAGGGGUUGUUAGGUAUCAACAUGCUAAUGAUGAUAAGAGCAGUUUGAAAUCAGAUCCAGAGGGAGAAAAAAUCCAUGCUGCGCUCUUGAAAAAAUUAAAUGAACUGGAAUCUGACCUUACAUUUAAGAUGGGCCCUGAGUACAAGAGUAUGAAGAGCUGCAUUUAUAUUGGCAUGGCAAGUGACGACAUAGAUGUUUCUGAACUAGUGGAGACCAUUGCAGUCACAGCUCGGGAAAUUGAAGAAAACUCAAGGCUUCUGGAAAACAUGACAGAAGUCGUCCGGAAAGGAAUUCAGGAAGCUCAGGUUCAGCUGCAGAAGGCAAAUGAGGAACGACUUCUGGAAGAGGGAGUGUUACGGCAGAUCCCUGUUGUAGGAUCGGUGCUGAAUUGGUUUUCUCCACUACAAGCUUCACAAAAGGGAAGAACAUUUAACUUAACAGCAGGCUCUCUGGAGUCCACAGAACACACAUAUGUCUACAAAGUACAAAGUACUGGAGUGACACCGCCUCCAACACCCUCAGGCAUUCGCACCAAACAGAGGUUUCCAGGUCAGAAGCCUUUUAAAAGAUCCCUGAGAGGUUCAGAUGCUGUGAGUGAGACCAGCUCGGUCAGUCACACUGAGGAUUUGGAAAAGGCAGAGGACAUGUCCAGUGGACCAGAGCAAAGUACCCUAGAGAUACACAGCCCUGAGCAACCUCCAGGGGCUCCUGCCCCUCAGGCCAGCCACACUGAAGCCCUCCAGAACAGGGCCCAGUGUCCUGAAGAUGAUCAUCUGCAGGUGGAAGAGCCAGAGAGCCUAAGAUAAAAUUCAGUGUUGGGUUUGAGACUGUAAUGUUGUUUCAGGGAAGAAGUUGCAUUGCAAGUGUGAACUGUGCGAUAUGUUCAUCUAAUAGAAAUGACUUAUUUGUGCUGAACUGGUUAUUUUUGCACAUAUGUAUGCCUGAAAGCCAGUCUUUCCAGGAGGUAAUUGAAUAUUUUAUGUGUAUGCAGAACAGCCAACUAUUGUUUCUCGCCUGCCCAAAUGUAGUAAAACCAUUUCCCCUUGAGUUAUCUUAAGUACUUUUAUUCCUAAGGAACACUUAAAAUUUCAGGUGCUUGCCACUUGAAACACUUUCUUCUUUCUACUCCUAAGCAUACAUCAUUAGAUUGUACUUAGGGAUGUUUUAUUAGGACUGUCCAGGUUCUGUACUGUUGUUCCACAGAGGCAGGAUGACAGUGACCUGUGUCUGUUGUAAUGGGUCUGUGGUGGUCAUACUGCAGUACACAUCUGUAUUGGCAGGCUUCAAGGAAUGGGUUUCAGUGGGACCCGAAGUGCAUCACAGCCCGCUCCUGCCAUCCUCUAACUGCUGUUUUUCCUGAAGUAAGGACUGUAUCCAUGUGCACAGCAGGGUUUCUGUCUAGGGCUGUCCUUUGCCACAAAUCUUUUCUCCCUUUCUGUGCUUUUUGUAAACAGAUUUGAGGACUUGUCAAUAACUGUUGAGUCUCUUCCUUUCCAUGUGUGUCUAUUUUUAAAUGUAAAAGCUUUUAAAUCAGCACAAAGGUGCAGAUUAUGCUCGAUUCUGUCCCAAGAGCCUGCUACUAAUACGCUGUGCAGCAUACCUGGGCUAGAAUGCUAAAGUAAGUUCGCCCUUGACUGUCUCACUCCAGAGGUUUGUUGCGUCUCUUCCGCUCACAUGUCACCCUGGGUCCUGCUCAGAAAUAAGAGCUAGAAAAAUCAUACCUCACAGGAUGAAAUGACUAGAAGUUAGUCCCCGAAGUCCUACUGGUUUCUAUUUUCUCAAAGUACUACAUCAUUUCCUUUGUCCUAAGGUUGGGCCCCUGUGCUUUUUUAGUCUCACAAGGUCAAAACGAUGGGAGAGCUUAUGAUGAUGGGGAAUUCACACUGGAUUUCUGGACUAGUGUGGGAAGCCUUAGUUGUACCACAUUAAGCCUGUAAUUACACUGAUUUGAUGUGAAUGCUGACAUUUGGCACUUGUCGAAAUAUAAUUUUCCUUUAUUUUUUUGGUACAGAGUAAAUGGUCUUCCCUGUUUAUUUGGUGCAAUGAAGUAUAGCAGAUAACAUGGGAGAGGGGUAAAUUAUCACCUUUAACAAGAUUUUUAAAUGUUUAUAUAUAUAUAUAUAUAUAUAUUUGGAAUUGUUAAAUCAAUUUUGCUGAAACAGAAUUUCACCCUUGAGGUACUAUUUCAAUGUUGAUUUCAAUAAAGGUUCUUGAAAUUGUUACCAGUGA